AGAAUCGCAGACGUGACAUGGGAGCACCAGCAUGGUGCGCGGUUGCGACCCGACCGAUUGAGUGAGGAGGAGCGCCGGAGCAAUGCGUGGCCUAUGUCGGCGCUCAGUGUGCACGUCCGGAGCAGUCUUCCCUGACUGCCAAGCCCAAUCAUCUCCGUCCCCCGUUCGAGCUCUGGUUGGCAACGCCUACCUUUUGAGGACAGACCAGAUCACCGCGCGUCAAAAGCCUAAGGGGCAAGUGAUGGCCAUCGAUCGAUCCAGCCUCCUUCCUGGGUGGUAGCGCACGUACCGCACCUUGCUACCGCACGAUGAUCCUGCCGCCGUGCCGCGGCGAGGCAGCAUCACGAGCAUUGCGCCCUGCAUUUGCGCUGCGAGCUGCGCCUACGCGUAUGGGUAGGUGUGCAUGCAUUGCUUGCCUGCGUGAAAGGAAGAAGCCACAAGCAAACAGUAGGCAGACUUCGUUGUCGCCGUCGUCAUUCAUCAACGUCAACGUCAACGACUCCUCGGCUGAGAGAUGGAGUCAAGUAAGGGCAAAUAGGCAGGCAGGUAGAAGCUUGGCCGUGGGAUCCCAACUUCGUUUAGGGGCCCCACGCACGCACGCACGCACGCACGCACGCACGCUUACUUGCACGUACGCAUGGUCUGCGGCCAGCGGGAGACCGCCCUCGCCGGCUAAGCAUCAUCGUGUCCUCAGCAGGCCAUCUGCGGUCAGGCGGUCUUGGCAUUCGGGUGUCGACGGCCGUCUUUACACAGAGCAAGAUUUGCUCAUCAUCGUUGGCAGCGCGCGAGUUCGUACUUUUCAACCUGUCAUGGCGCCGUUUUGUGGGGCCAUCGCGAAAUCACAUGCCGCAGAAGCGGCCAAAAAGACCCCAAUACUGAACCAAGAAUGUUGUUGGAAAGCAAUGGCGCGGCGCUCACCGCUGACGCAGACGGUGUCAAGCUUGAGGAUUGCGACACAUCGUCGUCUUACUGCAAAGCAAACCCCCCUCCGUGGUCCCCAAAGACGUCGUAGCCGUCGUCACAGCUUGCAUGAGUUCACCUGCGAGAAGUCGAGCCGAGAAGUCUGCGAGAUUGCUCGUCCCUCCCUUGAGUCGUUGAUCGCUGCCCUCUCGUCGCUCUCGGCGUACCACGCUGUCCUUGUGAGACAUGGUUUUGAUUUGACGGCGCCGGCAUAUGAAUGCUCCCCGCUGUGGCCUCGUGCAUUACACCUUCCCGCGUCCUUCAAAGUGAGGGCAAAGGCAACGUCAAUGUCGAUUGCGUGACAGUGGGCUGUUUGCAAGUGCAGAACAGACGUGACCCAUCACCACGAUUCUUGCUGCGUGCAUGCGGCUGCGUCCCCACACGCUGACUUUCAAGCUGGGCGUCAUUUCCAACGCCUUACCUUCGAAAGGCUCCGAGAGAUGCUACCCUACACUGCGCUACACUGAGCUACGCUCGACCUUUUCACCGUAUGAGUCGCGCUGCAGU
Molecule: messenger RNA, 1467 nt
Organism: Jaminaea rosea
Lineage: Eukaryota; Fungi; Basidiomycota; Exobasidiomycetes; Microstromatales
Exons: 1
Coding region: 309-1262 (317 amino acids)
Source: RefSeq, a predicted model, not a curated record